AUGGCUAACCUGCCGGCCCCGCCGCCGCCCGGCUACUCCGAGCGCCACGCCGCCAUCGUCGCCGCCAAGGUCACCGCGUCCACGACCUCCUCCGCCUCUACCCCUACUCUAGCUCUACCUCCACCAAGAGCACCUCCUCAACCAUCCGGCUGGCGUCCAGGUCCAAACAACCGGGGCAAAAACCCUAGGCCGCCGCAGUUCCGCACGGCCCUCGCUGCUGCUCCGCCCCUGGCUCCACCAACUGCGCCACCACCUCCUCCGGCUUCAUCAACUGCACCACCGCCGCCGCCCGGAUGGCGCCCAUCUCUUGAUCCAUGGACAGGGCUAGUCCAGGCGUGGCCUAUGCCCUGGUCCGCCCCUAUGCCAUAUGGUACCCCGCCUGCCUAUACCGGUGGCGUGCAGCCCGGUGCUCGCCCUCACACCGGCGCGCCCAUCCUCGCGCCCCGACAGCCGACGGCCGCGUACCACGUUGCUCCCUUCUACGCGCCACCAAUCUACAACACCAGUCCUUAUGCAUCAUAUGGCGCUCCAUCGCCCCCCUACAUGCAGCAGUACAAUGAUGGUGUCUCUCUCUUUACGCUGAUGCCGGCCCUACCGCCGAUGCCACCACACCCGCAAGCGCCCAUGACUACACUGGCCUCUACUUCGACUCCGAGCUGGGACGAAGCUGUUUUUCUACAAGCCAUGAACAACUUUGAUGCACAAGGGAACUCAGAUUUAGGUCUUCUUCACCACUUCUUAGGUAUUGCUGUUAUCCGUGACUCCUCUGGUGUUUUCUUGUCUCAACGCCAGUACACUCUGGAUCUUCUUUCUCGUGCUGGUUCCAAAAUCUCAGUUGACGGUGAUCCUUCCUCUGAUCCUUCUCUUUAUCGUAGUCUUACCGGUGCACUUCAGCAGGUUACAGUCUCCCGCUCGUCUGCUGAAGCUGAGUACCGCGUUGUUGCUCAUGCGGUUGCUGAAACGGGAAUCCGGUUCAACACCGCCGCACCAAGCAUAUUGAGAUGGGAGCAACUAGUAUAG
Aegilops tauschii subsp. strangulata is the source of this 1020-nucleotide messenger RNA. Lineage: Eukaryota; Viridiplantae; Streptophyta; Magnoliopsida; Poales; Poaceae. The record is from RefSeq and is a predicted model, not a curated record.